GCAUCUACAGCUUCCAAUCUUCUUCAUUUUCCUCCUGUCGUCGUCCAGCCGGCGAGCGAGAGAGAGACAGAGAUGAGCGGACACGACUCCAAGUACUUCUCCACCACCAAGAAGGGUGAAAUCCCCGAGCUCAAGGAGGAGCUCAAUUCUCAGUACAAGGAUAAGAGAAAAGAUGCAGUCAAAAAGGUGAUUGCUGCCAUGACUGUUGGGAAAGAUGUUUCAUCACUAUUCACGGAUGUUGUGAAUUGCAUGCAGACAGAGAAUUUGGAGCUCAAAAAGCUUGUUUAUUUAUAUCUCAUCAACUAUGCCAAAAGCCAACCUGACCUAGCAAUACUGGCAGUAAAUACAUUUGUCAAGGACUCACAGGACCCAAAUCCUUUGAUUCGUGCUUUGGCUGUAAGGACAAUGGGAUGCAUUCGUGUUGACAAAAUCACAGAAUAUCUGUGUGACCCCCUCCAGAGGUGCCUCAAGGAUGACGAUCCUUAUGUUCGCAAGACUGCUGCUAUAUGUGUUGCUAAACUGUUUGACAUAAAUGCUGAGCUGGUUGAGGAUAGGGGAUUUCUGGAAGCUCUCAAGGAUUUGAUAUCCGAUAAUAAUCCUAUGGUUGUAGCAAAUGCUGUAGCAGCGCUUGCAGAGAUCCAAGACAACAGUAGCAGACCCAUAUUUGAGAUCACGAGCCAUACAAUUUCAAAGCUCCUUACUGCUCUAAAUGAGUGCACAGAGUGGGGCCAAGUUUUCAUAUUGGAUGCCCUUUCCAAGUAUAAGGCAGCCGAUGCUCGUGAAGCUGAGAACAUAGUGGAGCGUGUUACCCCACGACUGCAACACGCAAAUUCAGCAGUUGUGCUUUCAGCUGUUAAGAUGAUCCUCCAACAAAUGGAACUCAUCACAAGUACUGAUGUGGUUCGGAAUCUUUGCAAGAAAAUGGCUCCUCCUCUUGUGACAUUACUCUCUGCAGAACCUGAGAUUCAAUAUGUUGCAUUACGAAAUAUCAACCUUAUUGUCCAAAGACGCCCUACUAUUCUUGCCCAUGAGAUUAAGGUGUUCUUUUGCAAGUACAACGAUCCAAUUUAUGUGAAGAUGGAGAAGCUAGAAAUCAUGAUAAAACUGGCUUCAGACCGUAACAUAGACCAGGUUUUGUUGGAGUUCAAAGAAUAUGCCACAGAAGUAGAUGUAGAUUUUGUCAGAAAAGCUGUCCGUGCAAUUGGACGUUGUGCCAUCAAGCUGGAAAGAGCAGCUGAGCGAUGCAUUAGUGUUUUGCUUGAACUGAUUAAGAUUAAAGUGAACUAUGUCGUUCAAGAAGCUAUUAUAGUCAUUAAGGAUAUUUUUAGAAGAUACCCUAACACCUAUGAGUCCAUCAUUGCUACACUCUGCGAGAGCUUAGACACUUUAGAUGAACCUGAGGCUAAGGCAUCAAUGAUCUGGAUAAUUGGUGAAUAUGCAGAGAGAAUUGACAAUGCUGAUGAGCUGCUUGAGAGCUUUUUGGAGAGUUUUCCAGAAGAGCCUGCCCAAGUACAAUUGCAAUUGCUGACUGCCACUGUCAAGCUGUUUCUUAAGAAGCCAACUGAAGGGCCACAGCAGAUGAUUCAGGUUGUGUUGAAUAAUGCCACAGUGGAGACUGAUAAUCCAGAUUUGCGCGAUCGUGCAUAUAUAUAUUGGAGACUUCUUUCGACUGAUCCUGAGGCAGCUAAGGAUGUUGUGUUAGCUGAAAAGCCUGUCAUCAGUGAUGAUUCAAACCAACUCGAUCCGUCUCUUCUUGAUGAACUACUUGCCAAUAUUGCUACUCUGUCUUCAGUGUACCACAAGCCCCCAGAAGCAUUUGUUACCCGUGUGAAGACUGCCCAGAGAGCUGAAGAAGAUGACUACCCUGAUGGGAGUGAAACAGGGUACUCCGAGUCCCCUGCUCAUGCAGUAGAUAGUGGUACAUCUCCAACAGCAACUUCAAGUAGUGCUCCACAGGCCGUGGCUAGGCAACCAGCCCCUGCAGCUCCUGCUCCUGCUCCUGUCCCCGAUUUACUUGGUGAUUUGAUAGGGAUUGAUAAUGAUACCAACAGCAGUGCUAUAGUUUCUGUUGAGUCCUCAGUACCUGCUGGCCCACCUUUGCCUGUUCUAUUAUCAGCUUCAGCUGGUCAAGGUUUGCAAAUCAGUGCACAGUUGGUACGCAGAGAUGGCCAGAUAUUCUACAACUUAAUGUUCGAGAACAACUCACAGAUUCCCCUUGAUGGAUUUAUGAUCCAAUUCAACAAGAACACAUUUGGUCUCGCUGCUGCUGGACCUCUCCAGGUCCCACAGUUGCUACCUGGAACAUCAGCAAGGACUCUUCUGCCUAUGGUUUUAUUCCAAAACAUAGCUCCUGGCCCUCCAAACACCCUUCUGCAGGUUGCUGUGAAAAAUAAUCAACAACCCGUAUGGUAUUUCAAUGAUAAAGUAUCAUUGCUGGUAUUCUUCACUGAGGACGGGAAAAUGGAGCGUGCUACAUUCCUCGAGACAUGGAAGUCUUUACCCGAUUCAAAUGAGGUGUCAAAGGACUUCCCAGGCCUUGUCGUGAACAGCGUAGAAGCAACCAUAGAUCGGGUAGCAGCAUCGAACAUGUUCUUCAUCGCAAAGCGCAGGCACGCAAACCAGGAGGUGCUGUAUCUCUCUGCCAAGAUCCCUCGAGGAAUCCCCUUCUUGAUCGAAAUUACAGCAGUCAUUGGAAUCCCUGGAGUCAAGUGCGCAGUCAAAACCCCAAACCCUGAACUCGCUCCUCUCUUCUUUGAAAGCAUCGAGUCUUUCCUCAGGACUUAGUUGGUUAAUACUUGUCUGUGUUCAUCAUUUAGCUUUUCUGUCUGGUGGUGAAGUUGAAGUUCUUCUGUAAUCUGUAGAACAGUGAGGUCCUGUUGUUAUUCUGUUUGGAGUCUCCAUUUUUAUUGUUGAGAUUGGUUGGACGAGGUUUCCAUUUCCUAGUCUUUGAUCAAUUGUACUGGAAGAACCAAAAUUUUGGUAUUGUGAUAUACAAAGGGGAGAAUAUGUCUUGACUA
Molecule: messenger RNA, 3017 nt
Organism: Diospyros lotus (date-plum)
Lineage: Eukaryota; Viridiplantae; Streptophyta; Magnoliopsida; Ericales; Ebenaceae
Product: beta-adaptin-like protein B
Exons: 15
Coding region: 73-2784 (903 amino acids)
Biological process (GO): vesicle-mediated transport; intracellular protein transport
Cellular component (GO): clathrin adaptor complex; membrane coat
Molecular function (GO): clathrin binding
Source: RefSeq, a predicted model, not a curated record